AUGAUCAGAGUCGGGAAAAUGAAGCAGUACUCCAACGUCGUUGACAAGCCCUCAGCAAAGGCAAACAAGAGUCGCUUAAUUCUUCGCAUAUUGCAGGUGAGCUUGACCGCAUUUGAUUUCUCUGAUCUCCUCUUCCACUGCACUUCUCAUGUCUCCUCCAAUGCCUUAACAAAGCAGAGAUCCUUCAGAGAUGGAGUUGGUUUCGAGCCGAGAUUCUUCUACGGGAGCACCUCGAUUCCACCGGAUUCUGACAUUGAUCUCUCUAACAAAGAGACAAAAAGGAUAACGAUUAGCAGGGAAUGUCAAUCUCAUGGACGACAUCGCUGUGCAAGCUUCCAUACCAUGACGGAAUUGCAAAUGUAUCAGCCGUCUCAGCCACCGUUAUGGGCAAUGCAAAGCGUUUCAAGAACUGGUGUUGAAUCGGAUGAUGCGAAUAAUGGUGGACCAGGAGAGAUGGAGCUUGAAGGAAUCCAAACUAAAACGAUUGAAGUAAGAACAAGAAAUUUGGUACCAGCCUAUGGUUAUCUCCGAUCUCCUAAUUCCCAACAAGUGACAAUAGUCAAUAUGAUCCUUUCCGAGUCCAAGUAG
Molecule: messenger RNA, 588 nt
Organism: Microthlaspi erraticum
Lineage: Eukaryota; Viridiplantae; Streptophyta; Magnoliopsida; Brassicales; Brassicaceae
Source: the annotation of a GenBank genome assembly